This is a messenger RNA of Cladophialophora yegresii CBS 114405, 1392 nucleotides long. RefSeq lists its product as uncharacterized. Gene Ontology annotation, biological process: chromatin remodeling. The record is from RefSeq and is a predicted model, not a curated record. Lineage: Eukaryota; Fungi; Ascomycota; Eurotiomycetes; Chaetothyriales; Herpotrichiellaceae. Gene Ontology annotation, cellular component: Ino80 complex. Bases 1 to 1392 code for a protein of 463 amino acids. The transcript has 3 exons.
AUGGCUUUUGUUACCUUGUACUACCGAACGAAGCACAAGACAAGAGCUAACCAUGUUUCCAGGUCUUCGGCAGGCUCGACCCCGGCAGCGUCCAGACCACGGCGUUCUGGAGCGUCGGGAUCUGCGAACAAUGUCUCCUCGGCUACGGUUCAGCGAGGAUCUGGCACAUCGGAAGACCGACGACAAAGUCUCAAGCUGACCGUCAAGGCUCCUCCGAGCAAGUUGAGAGAAGUCAUGCGGGCUAAUGAGGUGGAGUCCCUCCAUGACACACUGGGCGGAGGAAAGGUCCUGGACGGGCCACGAAGCAGUCGACGUUCAACCUUAGCUGCAAGAACCCCAACCCAGCCGCGAUCUAAAUAUGCCGAGUACGGUGAGAGCGACAUCGAGGACGAAGAUGAAGAGGAAGACGAAGAGGAUGACGAGGACGACGCGGAUGAGGAAGAGCCUUCUGGCACGCGAAAUGACUUUGACGAACUCGGUGCCGAGCCCGAAGGCGACACUGACGGCGAGGAUGUCGAGAUGGAAGACGCACCUCCGGUACGCCCAUCUAAGCGCACCCCUGUCGCCAAAGCGCCCAAGAUCACCCUGAAGCCGCCCGCUCUUGUAGACAGCAAGCAAUCCGCAAAACCGAAGCUGAUCGUCACUCCCGCGAAAGUCGGCCCGGUCAAGUCCGUCGAGGACCAGGAAAUGGAGGAUGACCCAGAUGAUGACGAGGUCGACGAGUCAUCCGACCUCUCCGACGAAGACGACGAAGAGCAGACAAAUCUCAACGACGAAGAUGCUGAAGGCGAGGAGGAAGAGGUUGCUCUCGACCAAGACGCGCCUGCCGAAGACGAAGAACUUGGAGCUGAGUUGGAGGACGGUGAUGAUGCAGACGACCUCGACGACAGCAGUGACGAGACUCCUGGGUCUGGUUCUGCCACUCCCGAUCUAAGUAGAAUGACGAAGAGGCAGCGAGGCAGACCCGAGGACCAAGGGACCCUGAUGGCGUUGGAUAUGGCGCCACAGCAGCGAAAGUUCUUCACCGACGCCGAGAAAGCCAUGAAGAAGGACGAACAUGCCAGAAAGCGAAAGGAGUUGACGAAGCGAAAAGUGCAGGAGGAGAAGACCGCCGCCCUGAAUCGACUGCUCAAACCUCAAGUAUCCAAGACCCGAGGUGCUGCACCGAAGCCUGAGACAUUAGCGGCCGCGGCCGCUGCUGCGGCAGUCGGUUCGCCAUACGAGGAGGAAGACAUCUACCUGAGAGCCAAUCCCCUCUAUACCCGAUGGGUCAGCACGAAAGACGGUGUCAAAUUGGGUGUCCCUGAGGAAUGGCUGGGCAAGAAAGUCGGACGCUACUUUGGACCGCCCUUGUCAUCAAGCAAUGGUUCCCUUGUCCAGGAAGUCGAGUAA